UUCAUCUACCUGAAUUUCUUUGUUUGUUGGUUUAAGAUGGAUAUCAAACCUUUCCUUCAUGAACACUACUUGCUCUUUGAUGAAUACAUAGAACAAAAGGCACGUUGUGAUAAAUGCAAUUGGAAUAUUUAUGGUUGGGCCUAUUCUUGUGAAAGAUGCAAGUUUUGGUUGCACAAGUCUUGUGCUGAAUAACAGCUACCUCGUCAGAUAAGUGCACAUCCUCUCCACUCCCAACAUAAUCUUACUCUAUUCUGCAAACCUUGGAUGAAUUACCUAUGUGCUAAAUGUUUCAAUCUUUCUACUGGCCAUGGAUAUAGUUGCGAAAAAGGUUGUGAUUUUAGGCUUGAGUGUCUAUGUGCUUUUUCAACCAAUGAUGAGACAAAUAGACCCUCAAUUAAUGGCCACAGAUCCAAAAAAAUUCAGCAUUUCAGCUUUAACGAACCGUUGACCCUUUUUAACUACAGGAAAGUGAGAAAGUAUGAUUUUUUCUGUAAUUGGUGUGAGAAACAUAUAUUUGGAAUGUGCUAUGGUUUUCGAGAUGAAAUCUUUUUCCACUAUUCUUGCUUAAACAACAUGCCUAACGUCUUGAAACACCCUUUUCAUCCAUCACACCAUCUUCACUUACGCAGCUCCUACUUGGGUAUUCGACUUUGCAAAGCUUGUAACAAAUUAAUGAAGGAGUGGGAAAAAUCCUAUUUUUGUCCAAAAUGCACAUUCCACCUUCAUGUUCUUUGUGCUAGACUCCAACCCAGUCUCAAGGUUGAGUUAGAUGAGCAUGAUCUUACUUAUUUUCAAAUAAAAUCUUAUGACACUACCUUUUUGUGCAAGAUAUGUAAUUCCAAUUGUGGUGCCGGAUAUAAGGAAAGUGUUUUUUAUCGUUGUGUUCAGUGUGAUUUCAGUUACCAUUUCAGUUGUCUUGGAAUACUAGCUUCUACUACACAUAAGUAUCAUAGGCAUGAUCUCAUGCUUAUUGAUUCAUUUAUAGAAGAUGAUUCGAAGGAAUAUUAUUGCGAUAUUUGUGAAGAAGAACGAAAGCCCAAGUGUUAUGUUUAUUGUUGCAAGGAGUGCGAAUUUGUUGCUCACAUCGAAUGUGCACUCAAUAAGGUUGUAGAUAUAAAACUUGACCAUGGCUUGUUGGACAACAAAGAGGAAACAGAGCAGAGAAAUGCAAAAGUUCCUACUCAUCUUAGCAUUGAAAAUUUUGAUCAUCCACAUCCCUUGAGCUAUUAUGAGGCUAUUGAACGGAAUGAAAAUCCUAUUCCUCUUUGUGAUGCUUGCUAUCUAGAAAUUUCUGGUCAAGCCUAUGCUUGUAAAAAUUGCAAAUACUACUUGCAUGAAACAUGCGCCACAUUGCCGUAUGAAGUGUUACAUAUUCUUCACCCCCAGCAUCCUCUCCAGCUCCUCACCUUUGCUAACACCUUUACAUGUUAUGAAUGUAAGGGCCAUUCUUAUGGGUUUUCUUACAAGUGCUAUAAAUGUGAGUUCACACUUGACGUGAAAUGUGCUACCACUCCAAUUGCACCUAAAAAUGAGGGCCAAGGGCUAAUAGAAAUGGAGAGAUUCUCCAAGUUAUGCCUUUUCAAUCAAAAUCAUAAGCUAGAGUUCUUCAAUGUUAGAUCCAAGUCGCUAGAUUUGAAAUGCGAUGCUUGCCGCAAACAAAUCGUGGGUCCAGCUUAUAGAUGUGGUAGUUUGUUUUGCAACUACCAGCUUCAUGAAUCUUGUCUUGCACUUGUGCAGGAGAUGCAACACCCAUUUCAUCCAUUGCAUCCUCUUCAUCCGCAAGUCUUUCGGUCACAAUAUUGUUCUGCUUGUAAACAACAAAUGAAUGCCAUCAGCUAUAGUUGUCAGCAGUGUGAUCUUCACCUUCACUUUGAUUGUGCUAGCUCCUUGAAGCUAGCAUUAAAAUUGAAGUUUCACCAACAUAGUCUUUAUUAUUUUGGACCACAUACUGUGCAUUCCUUCGGUUUAUGUGACAGAUGCAAAAACCAUGUUAGUGGGGCACCUCUCUAUCACUGCAUGGAGUGUGGUAUUUCUUUGCAUUUUGGAUGUGUUCAAAUACCACAUUCAAUUAAAUCCAAAUGUCACAUUCAUCCUUUGACUCUUAAAGAUAGUUUUGUGGAAGAUGAUUCAGGAGAAUACUAUUGCAACAUUUGCGAAGAAGAAAGGAACUCAGAAAAUCAUGUCUAUUGUUGUGAAGAAUGUGAUGGACAAUUUGUUGCUCACAUUGAGUGCAUGCUUCCUACAGAUUUUGAAUUUGUAGAUGGAAAUUUUCAUGAAUUUGCUGACUCACCUACUAAGAGGUCCUCUAUGGAUAAGUUGCUUUCUCAACCCCAUGAAGAGGUUUACUUAAACCAAAAUAGAAUGAAGUAUUGGGUGGAUAAAAAGUCAAACAAAUAUUGCUUCAUGUUGUUUGCAAGAGAUCUCUUAAUCAGUUGGGUGGAAGACCAACGUUACUGGCACUGGUCAUACCAAAAAGAAACAAACAGUGAUGUGUUAAUUGAUGUUGCCGAACUUCUAGCUGUGUGUUGGCUAGAAAUGCGUGUGAAAUUUAAUGUAAAAAAGCUUUCACCAAAAACUUUGUAUGGAGUUGUGUUCGUGUUUAAGUUGACAAAUGAAGCAUAUGGAUGGGAUAUUCCAGUGAACUUUGGAUUCACUCUUCCAAAUGGGUACAAGGAUGAACUCAAGGAAACUUUGAUGACCAAGCCGAAAGGAGUAUGGAUAGAAAUCCCUGUCGGAGAAUUUACAACUUCAUCCGAAAUUGUUGGAGAAUUAGAUAUUUACUGUCACCAAUAUGAUGUAUUGACAUGGAAGGGAGGACUUAUUAUUAAAGGAGUUUCUAUUCUACCAAAGAACUAAGUUAUAAAUUUGUAUUUUCUCACAAUAAAUCUCAAAGUACUAUGGUUUUUUUAUUUGUU
Molecule: messenger RNA, 2915 nt
Organism: Theobroma cacao (cacao)
Lineage: Eukaryota; Viridiplantae; Streptophyta; Magnoliopsida; Malvales; Malvaceae
Source: RefSeq, a predicted model, not a curated record